Clunio marinus is the source of this 915-nucleotide messenger RNA. The record is from the annotation of a GenBank genome assembly. NCBI's taxonomy places the organism in Eukaryota, Metazoa, Arthropoda, Insecta, Diptera, Chironomidae.
GAAAUUUUUCUUGCAUGUUUUGUAUGGAAGGUCAAAUCCGCGCGAACGUACCAAAGUCCCGGAAUAAACAUUUAGAGUGGGGUGUAAAGAUACACCGGUGGGGAUAUCGCUUCGAAGUAAAAAAUAGAUCAAUUUACAAAUAGGUAGUAAACAAAUAGAAAACAUUUCAACACAGUUGAAAAAGUUUUCUUAAUUUUAAAGGAGAAAUAUAAUUAAAAUGGUUCUCCUACCUGAUCCUAGUAAAUUAAAUGUGCCUCAAACACCUCCAAGUUCACAGAAGAAAAAUAUUUUCUUUGAUAAUUCAGAUUUAGAUAAAAUGGCUCAACAUUUCAUCGGAAAUAAUUUUAGGCAAAGGGAUAUGAUUGUCAUUCCCCGGACCCAAGGUCCAGUUUCGAUAAGAUCAAAUGAAGAGCUGAUUAUGGAUAAAGUAAUGGAAUCAUGCACUUUUAAAUCGGUUAUGUCAUGUGUUAUUGGCUAUGGUCUGGGAUGUGCUAUUGGUCUAUUCAGUGCUUCAGUUAAUCCCUCAAUUCAAAUGGAUCCAUCAGCACCACACAUGGAGCGAACACAAACUGCUCGAGAGAUUUUUAAUGACAUGAGAAAAACUACUCAUUCGUAUGGCAAAAACUUUGCUACAAUUGGUUUAGUGUUUGCAGGAAUCGAAUGUUUGAUAGAAAGUCAAAGAGGUGUUACAGAUUGGAAGAACGGAACAUAUGCUGGAGGAGUAACUGGAGGACUUAUUGGUCUACGUGCUGGUGUGAAAGCAGGAAUUUUCGGUGCUGCUGGCUUUGCUGCAUUCUCAACUGUCAUUGACUAUUAUAUGAGACAUCGAAAUUAAAUUUCAAAGUUGACUAUUAUUAGAUACAAAAAUGUCAUAGUGGUAACAUAAAAUAAUAAUUUUAACCAUCAAACAAAAUA